This is a messenger RNA of Cynoglossus semilaevis (tongue sole), 1331 nucleotides long. RefSeq names its product transmembrane protein 189-like. The record is from RefSeq and is a predicted model, not a curated record. Gene Ontology annotation, molecular function: oxidoreductase activity. Bases 74 to 571 code for a protein of 165 amino acids. NCBI's taxonomy places the organism in Eukaryota, Metazoa, Chordata, Actinopteri, Pleuronectiformes, Cynoglossidae. The transcript has 4 exons.
GGCAGGAAUACUCACGGCCGACUUUGCGUCAGGACUCGUCCACUGGGGGGCAGACACAUGGGGUUCCGUCGAUAUGCCAGUUUUUGGAAAGGCCUUCAUACGACCCUUCAGAGAGCAUCACAUCGACCCCACGGCCAUCACCCGACACGACUUCAUUGAGACCAACGGAGACAACUGCAUGCUGACCAUAGUUCCUCUCGUGAUCAUGGCCUUCAACUUCCUCACCCUCAGCCCUGCUGAGAUUUACCAUAUCUACCCCUGGUACUGCUACUUGUUUGCUCUUGCCAUCUUUGUGACCCUCACCAACCAGAUCCACAAGUGGUCGCACACGUACUUCGGCCUCCCCCGUUGGGUUGUGCUCCUGCAGGACUUGCACAUCAUCCUGCCUCGCAAACACCACCGCGUACAUCACGUCUCCCCACACGAGACGUACUUCUGCAUCACCACAGGUUGGCUGAACUACCCGCUGGAGAAGCUGGGAUUCUGGAGGAACAUUGAGGACGUAAUCCAGAGUGUGACGGGAGAGAAGCCCAGAGCGGACGACCUGAAAUGGGCUCAAAAAGUCAAGUAACGCUGCAGACUAACUGGACCCUACCUCACAGGCCGCUGACCGCCGCUGCCCACGGCCGGGGCCUCGCCUCCCUGUUUUUGCCUCACUUGGUAAAACAUAGGAGAGACGAAAAAAACAAACAAAAAACUAACACUUUCUGAUGCCAUAGCUUUAAGUCAUUUUACAGCUUUUUCAGAGGAGUUCCCGGUCAUUUGAAACUCACGUUAUUCACUCAUGGAGAUGAUUGUUUAAAAUUGCAAUAUAUUCCGUUUUUUUUUUAUUUAAGUAGUUUUUUUUUGUUGUUUUCUUGGAAUGACUUACAGUAGCUUUGGCCUAAAUGAAUUGGUCGGAUAAAUAUCUGAAAAGCACUCCUUACUCACAUCUAAUGAUCUAAUGACAGAUACAUGAAUGUGUGAACACAGUUUUUGUUCCUUACGACCUGAAGUUGAAGCAAAUAUUUAUCAGAGUUUAUCUUUUUUUCUCAUGUCUACUCUGGUGUGGAAUAAUACGACUGGAUUUGGGUCAUAAUAAGAAAUAGGGCUGGUUCAACAGGACGCUUUAUUAAUGCUAAUGAACAAACUGUUUGAUUACUGUUACAUUUGUUGAUUGUUUGUUUUUACAACCAAACUUUCUUUUUUUUUCCAGUAUUUUUAGUAUUUAAGUUUAGCCAAAAUCACAACAGCCUGAAGUCUGCCACUGGCCUAUAAAUGCAUAUAAACCAUUGGUUCCCAACCACUGUGCUGCGGUACAUUAGUGCGCCAUGAGAGAGCAUGGGAUUGGC